Messenger RNA from Plasmodium gonderi, 2640 nucleotides. RefSeq lists its product as hypothetical. Gene Ontology annotation, cellular component: nuclear envelope. Gene Ontology annotation, molecular function: protein-membrane adaptor activity. Gene Ontology annotation, biological process: nuclear envelope organization. The record is from RefSeq and is a predicted model, not a curated record. Lineage: Eukaryota; Apicomplexa; Aconoidasida; Haemosporida; Plasmodiidae. The transcript is spliced from 2 exons. The coding region runs from base 1 to 2640 and encodes 879 amino acids.
AUGUGUGCAAACGCCAUUAACAACGGCCUCGGAACCAAUAGAGGAAAAAUCAACAAAAGUAGCAAAAGUAGCAAGAGCAAUCAGAAUACGCAUAAUAUACAAAAUGAGGACAAUACACAGAACGGCCUCAAUGGCCAUAAUAAUCCGAGCUACAAAAAUUUUGGAGAAAAUGAAAACACGGAUACAGGUUAUAGAGUAACACAUCGUGUAGAGGAUAAUAACAGCAGCAUAGACAAUGACGAGCCGAAUACACUAAUACAGGUUCUACACAGCUAUGAAGAUUUUCAGAAGAAAAAUAUGAACUAUGGGAAAGUAAACCCAUAUAGGAAAAGAGAAUCUCAAUUAAUGAAAAUGAGGAAAUCGCUAGUGAAAUUAUUCACAAUGAGCAAUAUAAAUUUAGACGAAAAUAACAAUGGUAAAAGUGUAAAUAGCAAUAACAGUAGUAAUAAUAAUAAAAAAUCCCAGGGCACAAAUUUUUUAACCAGUAGAGCGGCUAUGUGGAAUGAAGUUGAAAAACAUGAUAACCCUGAUUAUGACCUGAAGCUAGAAAGUUCAAAAAAUAAAUCCUACAUAGAUGCUAUUACAAAUAAUUUAAGCAUACUAAUAAAUGAUACAUUAAAUGAUAAAAGAGGUAUGACUUACAUAGCAACAGUUAUGAUAAUUUUAUCUGUUUUAAUUACAUUCAUUUCUGGAUUUAUCACUCUAUUUAAUAACACAAGUGAAAAAAAUAAUUUUAAUUUAAAUACAUCCAAAAAUAAUUAUGAUGAUAUAAACCAAUUUAUGAAUUACAUAAAAAUGGGAAAUGAAGAUAGUAACAGAAACGAUUUAUCACGACUUCAUGAAUUGCUAGAAGAUUUCAAAAUAAGGAUGAAUGAAAAUGUGAAUAAAUAUUUAAUAAAUAAAAAAGAAAAUAAUGCAUUAUAUGAAUUAAAUACAAAUCUUGAAAAUAAAUUAAAAGAGUUAGAAAAAAAAUUACUUGUUAAUACGAAAGACAUAGAUUAUUUUAAAAUGAAUUCAAAAAAAGAAGUCGAAAAUAUUAAAAAAUUAUUACAAGAAAAUUAUGAAUCAUUUCAAAGUAAACUAAAGGAUUAUCUCAAAACUACUGAUGCAAUUAAAAAGGAUAUUCAUAAAAAAAAUUCUAUUAUAAAUGAUAUCGAAAAAAAAAUGAAUAAAAACCAAAUUGAUAUAAAAAAGGACAUGUCUGCCAGGGUGGAAAAUGAAAAAAGAAACCUUCUAAAUACCAUAAAUGAGUUGCAACAAAAAAUCCAUUUUAUGGAAUCUAAACUGAACUUUCGCGACACACCUCCCCUUCAUUCAUUGCUUGAUUUCUCAAAAGAGAGUUCAAAUAAAAACGGGAUAGACGACGGAGCAUCUACUUCAGAUGCUAAAAUCAAUGGAAAAAAUGAAGGGUCGACAAAAAAAAAAAAUGAUGAACAAACAGGGAACGUAAAUAUAACCAAACAAAAAGACGCCAUGUGGAAUGCGGAACAUAGCAGUAUCAUACAAGAUAUAAAAAAUGAAUUAGAAAUACUGAAGAAAAGUACCAAAAAAUCAACAGAUAUUAUUUUGGAUGAUGUAUUUCCAUUACUUGAAGAUAAAAUAUUAAAAAAUGUAGAAAAUAAAACAAAAUAUUAUCUAGAAAUGUAUAAAAAGGAUAUCAUAAAUGAAAUUACUGAAUCGAAAGUGAUAUAUAAUGAAGAGAAAUAUAAAAACAUUGCAUUAAAACAAGAAAAAAUACAAUCUGAAUUGCUAAAAACUAUUAAUAGUCAAGUAAAGACACAAACGAAAAUUAUGAAAGAUGAUUUAAAUAAGUAUUUACAUACUCUUGUAGAACAGAAACAAAUCAAAAAUGAUAACAUGGAUGCUGUCAAAACAGUGAAAGGUAAUUAUGACUCUUUAGAAAUAUUACAAAAAAAAGUUGACGAAUUAUACAACGAAUUUAUAUUAGAUUACAACGAAAUUGAUUGGGCUUUAGAAUCUCUAGGUGCAAGAAUUGUUUACAAAAUGACAAGUUCUCCUCUAAAUCGAAAUGAUUUUAUUGAGAAAUUUUUAAAUCAAAUUGCUUCUUUCCUACCAUCAGAAGAAAUAUAUGGAAUGAUUAAACCAAUGGGGAAAGAUCCUUCUAUUAUUUUAAAGCCUUCAAAUUUUCCAGGAGAUUGUUUUUCUUUCAAUGGAAAUAAAGGAAAAAUAACAAUUCAUCUACCAGCAACUAUUGACGUUUCAUCCAUUUCAAUUCAACAUGUCCAUGAGAAUAUUAGUAAUAAUUCCAAUGCAACACCUAAAUAUUUUUCUGUUUAUGGUGUAGUAGAUUUAAAUUGGCCUGAAAAUUUCGAAUCACAAGAUAUUAACUUUGACGACUUUAAAAAUAGUGCUUUAUACUCCUGCUUGCACUCUGUAUAUGGAAAUUUACAAUCAAGAGAUAUUCUCGAAAAAUGGUUGAAAAAUAACAAAAACCCUAACCUUAUACACCUUGGAGAUUUUUACUUCGAUCGCAAGAAACGCAUAUCUACCUACCCAACUAGGCACUGUUUCCCAGUGAAGCGCAUAAUUUUUGAAUUCACAGAAAAUUAUGGUGCCCCAUACACAUGUGUCUACAGACUGAAGGUACAUGGCAAAAAAUGCACACGUAAAUACAAGUAG